UUGCCUAUUUUGGAGAUAGAGUCUUGAAAACUAUUUUUUCCCGACCUAAAACUGAGAUCCUCCUCAUUAGUUAGGAUUACAGGCAUGAGCCACCAACGCCCAGGUGGAUCCUUCACUUCUGACAUGUAUAGACCUGGUCUCCUCCUCUCUGCCAACUUCAUCUGAGAGAUAGUCUGAGUUCUGUCUCACCAGCCAGUAAGGGCUUCUUCCUAGUCACCCUGGAAUAGCUUAGAACCUGACUUUGGCAGACUCUUUUCCUACUGAGGAGCCUCCUUCCGGUCUUCCCACCCCACCCUGGCAGCAGGCAGGCCCUCCAUGAUUGAAUCCUAGUUACCUUGACAGCAGGUCUGGCUGCCUCACUCCCCAGCCACUGAGAAACUUGAAGACUGUUUUUUAGCUGCAGUGUAUUUGCUCAGGCUGGGCAUCCUCCCAUGUAUACUGCCUGCUUCCACACAUCACAGCUUAGUUCAAGUGUCAGGCAACUCUCAGUCUUCUCUGAGCCAUUGGUUGUGGUCUCUAAAUUGGUCUCAAAAACUUCGCAAACUUGAACACAAAUUGCCUCUCAAUAAACCUGUUGGAAAAAAGGAAUGGAUGAGUUGCUGUCAAUUUGUCUAGGGGGACCCUUGACCCAGAAGGUGCAGCUUCUGCCCAGUGAUGAGAGAGUUUGUGUUUCUACCUAAGAGUUUGGGGUGGGUCCUGGCCUCCCCCUCCUGCUCUGCUGUUUUUGGGUUUCAGGGGUAGUCAAUGCUACCCUCUGGUGGCCAUGCCUUGUCUUCACUUGCUGGAAAUAACCUGGCAUUUAUGGAACUGCCAGGUUGGCAAUUUGCUCUACAAAAAGAAAUUUACUUGAUCUUUACUGAAAGCUUGAAAGUCAGGAGUCUGUGGGGUCAGAGGCAAGAAGAUUCUGGGCAAAUCAGCCCCUCUCUGAAGAAACCGUCAUUUGUCCCAUGAUGCAGCGGACAGGGUUUUACUAGAAACAAGCUUCACCUACCCUCGAUGGAAAGGUCACACACCAUGCUUGGACCCCUAGAAUCCUUCUGCCACCCCUGACCUGGCUUGAGUAGAUGACACAGCCCAGGAGAACAGUGAUCUCACCCCACAGCUGUUUGAUCAGGGGUGAGAGAAUUUCCUGGGAGGAAAUACAUGAAGUCGGUUGAAGAGAGAACACUUGAUUACAUUUCUUGGUGGGGGUACGGUUUUCAAUCUCUCCAAACUACACGGAAGGGGACCCGGCUGAUCUCAACUAGCUCCAAGGCCUACCCCGUCCCCAGCAGUGUCUUGCUAGAUUCGCGUCUCUGGCCCCUUGUUGGAAGGAGUGGAUUGCUCACGCGGUUUGAGCGGAGGCGGCUCAUUGCGGCUGUCCAGCAGAGGGAGUCACCUGUCCGCGAUGCGGUCCUAGGGCAGUGGGGGGAGUAGGUAAGCGGAACCGCACUGUUAGCCUGCGCACACCCACAGACGCUCUGAGGGCCGUGGUCAACCUAGGUGGGCAAGCACGACCUCUGUCCCAGCAUCUUCCUGAAAACCACCGCAGCUACAUCCACCCUACGGGGAAACUGAGCCACAGGCCGACUUGCGCCAAGCUACAUAGCUGGUGGGACAAACUGGUGGGGGGCUUGCCUCAGAACUUGAGAACUGGCUCCUCGAACCCAGGUGCUGGGAUGCAGUCUGCCAAGCAAGGAUUCCCUCUCCAGAGGGUUGGGGGGCCGAGUCGGCCAAUCAGAGGGUCUCCGCCAGAAGGCGGAGCCGUGCCAGCCUGGAGCUCCCGAGUGGAGCAGUGGCAUCAACACAGUCUUGUCCGCGGCGGGGGUGGGGGGGCGCGCAGUGACGCGCAGGAUGGAGAUGGGAUUGAGAGCUGCGCUUGAGGCUGAACACCCCUUCCCUCAGCUGCCUCAGUUUCCCUGGGAAUGAGAGGUGCACAUCCAGGUCCCCGACCUAGUAGAAAGGAACUGAAGCUAGGAGGUGGGCCCGGGAGCCUGCCUGGUGGAGGUGGCUCCCGCACCACCGGGGAGGGGCUUCUCCAGCCCCGCCCCGCAGCCCCGCCCCCGCCCAGUUGCUCAGCCUGGCUGUACCCGGCGCACAGCCUCCAGUGCUGCCGGCACCGGGCGAUGGACGCCCCGGGGGCCCCGGCCCAAACCGCCGCCCCUGGCCCAGGGAGGAAGGAGCUGAAGAUCGUGAUCGUGGGUGACGGCGGCUGCGGCAAGACAUCGCUGCUCAUGGUGUACAGCCAGGGAUCCUUUCCUGAGCACUAUGCUCCGUCGGUGUUUGAGAAGUACACGGCCAGCGUGACAGUGGGGAGCAAGGAGGUGACCCUGAAUCUCUAUGACACAGCCGGGCAGGAAGACUAUGACCGAUUGCGGCCCCUCUCCUACCAGAACACCCACCUCGUGCUCAUCUGCUACGACGUCAUGAACCCCACCAGCUACGACAACGUCCUCAUCAAGUGGUUCCCUGAAGUCACACAUUUCUGCCGCGGGACCCCCAUGGUGCUCAUUGGCUGCAAGACAGACCUGAGGAAGGACAAGGAGCAGCUGCGGAAGCUCCGGGCGGUACAGCAGGAACCCAUCACCUACAUGCAGGGCUUGAGUGCCUGUGAACAAAUCCAAGCUGCACUCUACCUGGAAUGUUCUGCCAAGUUUCGAGAAAACGUGGAGGACGUCUUCCGAGAAGCUGCCAAAGUGGCUCUCAGAGCUCUGAAGAAAGGAGAUCGACAGAAGAAACAGCGGUACUGCCUGCUGGUGUGACCCCAGGGCAGGCAGCCCUGAGACAAGACUGACAGGACUUGGGAACCAGGCCCAGACCAUUCCUGAGAUCCCACCCCAUCCCCAGCUCUGCAUCACCUGUGUCUGGAGACAGAAUUGUAGAACAGUCUGGAACUCUCCUUUUUCAUGAACUCAC
Castor canadensis (American beaver) is the source of this 2895-nucleotide messenger RNA. RefSeq names its product ras homolog family member F, filopodia associated (gene Rhof). Gene Ontology annotation, molecular function: GTP binding; GTPase activity. Gene Ontology annotation, biological process: small GTPase-mediated signal transduction. The record is from RefSeq and is a predicted model, not a curated record. NCBI's taxonomy places the organism in Eukaryota, Metazoa, Chordata, Mammalia, Rodentia, Castoridae.